UCCAACCUUCAUCCUGGAUUUCACAAACUAAAACAAGGGAGGCUGGCAGGAGGACAGCACUGUCGGACUGAGGAAAUUGACGACGGUGAAGCAUGUGGGCAACACACCGUAUAAAGCUCAUAAACUUGUAGGCUGAUGUGCAGCUACUACUUUGGAUUCCUUAUUGCUGCUUCCUUCAGCAUAAAACCACAAGGCUGAACAUUAAACCUGCUCUUUGGAACUGAGCAUUUAUCACUGUUAGACAUGAAGAGCUUCCUGUUUUUCACCAUCCUCCUGGUACCAGCGCACAUCGGAACUGCUUGGAGUGCAAAAUAUGCAGUAGAUUGCCCCGAACCUUGUGACAGUAAUGUGUGUAAAAGUACUUUGCGCUGUAAGCGAACAGUGCUUGAUGACUGUGGCUGCUGCAGAGUCUGUGCAGCAGCCUUGGGGGAGACUUGCUACCGCACUGUCUCAGGUAUGGAUGGUGUCAAAUGUGGGCCUGGGCUGAAGUGCCAGUUUUACACUGAGGAGGAUGACUUUGGUGAUGAAUUUGGUAUCUGCAAAGAGUGUCCUUAUGGUACCUAUGGAAUGGAAUGCAGAAAAACUUGUAACUGCCAGUCUGGUAUAUGCGACAGAGUAACUGGAAAGUGUUUGAAGUUCCCGUUUUUCCAACUUUCUGCUUCAAAGCCACCAAAUAGACGAAAAUUAAUUUCACAUACAGAGAAUGACAUGGCAUCGGGGGAUGGUAACUCUGUAAAGGAGGAAUUUGUCAAAGAGAAAGUAAUUAGCUCUCCAGUAAAGAAAUGGUUAAAUCCUCGCUGAUAUUUACUUACAUUGGUAGGACUUUCUAAUGACCGCAUUUCUCACACAUUAUUGAAUAUGCAACAACACACUUUAAAAACAAAGUACAUCUAUAGCAUAUGAAAAUGUAACCUCUGAAGACCAAUUGUGAUUGUGUGCAUCGUCAGAAAAAAUGUUUACUUACAAAAUAGACUGUACAGUUUAUAUGAUUUUUGAUACUUGUUUUGAUAAGUAUUUGAACACUAAAAUGUAUUAUGGAUUGUUGAAUGUAUAGUAAUAUUGAAAACCAACACCUCUCCCCACUGGCAUUUGAACAGUUCCUGCAUUCCCCGUGCAAGGAAAUUCCUGUUGAAUUCAAUGGAUAUUUUAUGUGAGUAAAAGCUGCUGACGUGGAGCCAACAUUAGGGUGAUGGAAGUUGACAAAAGCUUGGAAAUGCAAAGUUAAAAACUGAUGUCCUUGAGUCACACCAGCAAGAAUAAUACUAAUGUAAAGGGCACAACGGUGUGAAUUCAAUAAAUCAACUUUAACUUCGAAUAUUCUGGCUUUUGUUAGUUUUGUGACAAUUAACAAGAUGUAAACAUUACUUUAAGCCAGCGGUUCUCAAACUGUUGAUUGGGACCCCAAAGUGGGUUGCAACCCCAUUUUAAUGCAUUAGACUUGAUGGGACCCAGGGCUGAAGCCCAAACCUGAACUCCACCCCACUGGGGGCAUCGGGACUCGGGCUCUGGCCCCUUAAUCCCCCACCCAGGGUGGUGGGGCUCGGGCUCCAAUCCCCUGGCCCCCCCUUCAGUCACAUAGUAAUUUUGUUGUCAG
Messenger RNA from Trachemys scripta elegans, 1594 nucleotides. RefSeq names its product endothelial cell specific molecule 1 (gene ESM1). The record is from RefSeq and is a predicted model, not a curated record. The coding region runs from base 244 to 801 and encodes 185 amino acids. Gene Ontology annotation, cellular component: extracellular region. Lineage: Eukaryota; Metazoa; Chordata; Testudines; Emydidae. The transcript is spliced from 3 exons.